Orbicella faveolata is the source of this 1474-nucleotide messenger RNA. Its product is annotated as putative cytosolic iron-sulfur protein assembly protein CIAO1 homolog. The record is from RefSeq and is a predicted model, not a curated record. Gene Ontology annotation, biological process: iron-sulfur cluster assembly. Gene Ontology annotation, molecular function: protein binding. NCBI's taxonomy places the organism in Eukaryota, Metazoa, Cnidaria, Anthozoa, Scleractinia, Merulinidae. Gene Ontology annotation, cellular component: cytosolic [4Fe-4S] assembly targeting complex.
GGCUCAUUAUUGCAUACAUAGCAUUCUGGGAUACAGCAAGCUACGCCUGGAAGUUUUCUGUUCUUCAGAGAGUUUAAAAAUAUGUCUGGAAAUUUGGAGCUUGUGCAAACGCUAAAAGGUCAUGAAGAUAGGAUCUGGUCAGUGUGCUGGAACCCUUCUGGGACAGUCCUAGCAAGCUGCGGAGGAGAUAAAACUAUUCGUCUUUGGGGUAAAGAAGGAGACCAGUGGGUAUGCAAAACAAUUCUUGAAGAUGGACAUCAGAGGACAAUCAGAUCAGUUGAUUGGUCUCCAAGUGGUAUGUACCUUGCUUCUGCCAGCUUUGAUGCAACUGUCUGCAUUUGGGACAAAAACAGUGGAGAGUUUGAAUGUAAUGCUACUCUUGAAGGACAUGAGAAUGAGGUCAAGUCAGUUGUGUGGAGUUCUUCAGGAUCAUUAAUUGCGACUUGUGGAAGAGAUAAGAGUGUUUGGAUAUGGGAAGUUCAAGAGGAUGAUGAAUAUGAAUGUGCCAGUGUUCUUCACAGUCAUUCACAGGAUGUCAAAAGAGUUACAUGGCAUCCACACAAGGAGAUAUUAGCAUCCUGUAGCUAUGAUGAUACAAUUAAACUGUACAAAGAAGAUGAUGAUGAUUGGUCUUGUUUUGAUACUUUAGAAGGUCAUGAGGCCACAGUUUGGGCACUUAGUUUUGAUAAAACUGGAGACAGGCUGAUCUCAUGUAGCGACGAUAAAACAUUAAGAAUAUGGCAGUGUUAUGAACCUGGCAACCAAGAAGGUGUGACCACCAAUGGAAGUGACCCAAAGUGGAAGACUGUUUGUGUGUUGACAGGUUAUCACAACCGAACCAUUUACGAUGUUCACUGGUCACCUGUCACUGAUGCCAUAGCAACAGCUGCUGGAGAUGACUGUAUACGAAUAUUUGAACAGGAUGUCUCUGUCGGUGACAAAAAUCAACCAACAUUCCACCAAGUGGCCAUUCAAACAAAGGCACAUGGCCAAGAUGUCAACGGUGUUAAAUGGCACCCUAAGGAACCAGGCCUCCUAGCUUCAUGCUCUGAUGAUGGCACGAUUAAAAUUUGGAAAUUCACACAACACUAACAAAACCCACUCUAGCUCCCUAUCCUCAUUGUUUACUAUACUGUACACAUGUGCAAGGUUGGUGCUGCAUCAAGCAAAAAAAAUCCAGUGACUCUUUUCUAAGACAGCUUACAUUACUGGAGCUGGUGAUGUAGUGAAAAGCAUUCUCCCAGAGUGAAGUUCUUUGUGAGGAAAAGAGACAUCAAUCAGUAACAUUUUGGAUCAAGUUUGAAUGUGAGAAUGCUCUUUUGAUGGAUUUUAGGAUAACAGGCAAAAUGAAAUUGAUGUGAAUUGUAGCAGAAUUGUAAUUUAAACAAACACCUCAUAAAGUUGUCAAAAUACAACUGUGCUAAAAACAGUUUCAGUUUUAAUGGAAUAAAGGUAAUUCUUGACUUUCAAAAUA